UAAGUUAGUACGUCAUGUGCCACCCAAUGGUCGAACUCGACAGCUGUUACAGUCCGAUUGUACAGCAUGUACCAAACUGCCGUGUUCAGUUCUAAAGAUCCGAGAUUUUAUUUGUUAAAAUAAUAUAUAGAGCAAUGCAUGUGUAUUUAGAGAAAAGGAGAAGUGUGUGAUUAUCAGGGUGUCCAGAAGGGAACAGUUUAUUGCUGACAUGGACCACGAGUCAACACUGAACUAAACAAGAUAUGCAACCAUGGGCCUUGUUAACCUAGUGGUAACCAAAGUUUUAGUGUUUCUCACACAACAGAAAAAAAAACAUGGCUUCGGCACAACCUCCAAACUUCUCCUGGGUGGAUCCUGGUAAGGUGGCAGGACUGGCAAUGCCACGAAUGACGGCCCACUAUCAGUUCCUGCUGAACAACGGCGUCAAGCAUCUGGUGACCCUGAGCGAGCGCAAACCUCCUUACCACGACACCUGUCCAGACCUCACCCUUCAUCAUAUCAGGAUUCACGACUUCUGCGCCCCAACAUUCGAUCAGAUCAAGAGAUUCUUGUCCAUAGUGGAGGAGGCCAAUGCGAGAGGACAGGCUGUUGCGGUGCACUGUUUACAUGGUUUUGGCCGGACGGGGACGAUGCUCGCAUGCUACCUGGUGAAGAGCAGAAAAAUCAGUGGAAUCGAUGCCAUUAAUGAGAUAAGAACCAUACGCCGAGGGUCUAUUGAAACCAGAGAACAGGAACAGAUUGUGGUGCAGUUUUAUCAACAAAAUAAGGUGUAAAAUAAGAAAACGGUUUAUUUUUUGAUGCAGAUCCUUGCGCAUAAUGUUAUUUAAAGCAAUAAAGAAUUAUUUAUUUCCA
Molecule: messenger RNA, 852 nt
Organism: Megalobrama amblycephala (Wuchang bream)
Lineage: Eukaryota; Metazoa; Chordata; Actinopteri; Cypriniformes; Xenocyprididae
Gene: dusp23b
Product: dual specificity phosphatase 23b
Exons: 3
Coding region: 315-773 (152 amino acids)
Biological process (GO): cilium assembly; protein dephosphorylation
Molecular function (GO): protein tyrosine/serine/threonine phosphatase activity
Source: RefSeq, a predicted model, not a curated record